Camponotus floridanus (Florida carpenter ant) is the source of this 3225-nucleotide messenger RNA. RefSeq lists its product as uncharacterized. The record is from RefSeq and is a predicted model, not a curated record. The transcript has 3 exons. NCBI's taxonomy places the organism in Eukaryota, Metazoa, Arthropoda, Insecta, Hymenoptera, Formicidae. Gene Ontology annotation, molecular function: DNA-binding transcription factor activity, RNA polymerase II-specific; protein dimerization activity; RNA polymerase II cis-regulatory region sequence-specific DNA binding. Gene Ontology annotation, biological process: regulation of transcription by RNA polymerase II. The coding region runs from base 686 to 2458 and encodes 590 amino acids.
AUGUUCAGUCGCCUCUGACUGGCUUUGGAGUGAGGGUCGAGUUUUCACCAAUCGUCGGCAGCGCGCGCGCGUGACAGUACAAGAGAUAGCCACCGGUGCCUAAAUUGAUUCCCUCAUUGACUCCCUCCCUCAAUCUCAGUGUAAGGGAUAGCCAUUGGUUCCGUAAUCGCGCCGAGAAUGAAAUUCAUCCCUUGCCUGACACAGUACGAUAGUGGCAGCAGCAGUAGCGGUAGCAACUUUAGUCAUAGCAAUCGUAGUAAUCGUGUCAGUAGUAGUGUGUCGUUUCGACGUGACAGUACUGGGAAAACGAGCAGGACGUAUAACCGGCAGGAACACCGGAUACUAUAGGAUAGAUACACGCUUGAUUGUAGAAGCGCUUGAUUUUACGCGACUCUCGCGAAUUUAGCUGCGGGUGCGCGUGCGCGCAGCUUCACGUUCGCGCACAACUUCAUUUCGCGGCGAGUACGAGAAAAGGGACGGUGAAAAAGUUUACACGGUGUAAAUAGAGUGAAAGAGAAAUAAUAAAGGAAAUAAUAUAUUUAUAUAUAAAUAUAUACAUAUGAUAUUAUAGUUGAAAUAAAAUCUCUCGAACGUGUCUUGUCGAAGAGUGGUCGGAGUGAAGUGCAAAGUGUAUUCGAUACAGUCAGAUUAAAUCAUCUUAGUGGAUAUCGAUCGGAUAUUAAUAAUGGAAUCAUACAGCUUGAGCGAGGAACUGAGCAGCAUAUUUUCUGCAUACAAGGAAGAAAUGUAUGUCAAGAUGUAUGAGAGCAAGAAGGACGACGUAUGGACUCUAGAGGACAUGAACAACGGUUACGAAGUUGUGAACAAGUUCUCGGCCGAGGAAGAAGCAGGAGAAACAGAGGCAUUUAAAAGGGAACACGACGAAAUAGAAAGGAGAAAAAAUUUAAUUAGUGAAGAGAAAAGAAAUGAAAUUUUAUUCGAGAAACAUAGAGAAAAUAAACUCGAUUUCGAAAAAUUAGAAUCUAUCGCUUACUGCUGGAAUAAUCCCUCGUGGUCGCGGGUUACGAAUAAGACUACGAACGAAUACAAGAAAUUCUCAUAUUGUUGUCCCGAGUUCCCAUUGCAUUCUAUAUUUACACGAAAAGAUUUUACCGAGCGAACGUUAACCUCUAUUCCAUUAAUGCCCGUGCCUUCAUCUGAAUACUGUCGUCAACUCGAUGAAGUAAGUAAUAAACCGACAUUAAUAAAACAGAACAGCAGUUCUUCCCAAUGGUGCUCUAGAAGUCCAAAAAUCACACCAAGGAGAAGCGUUCUUAAAUCGCAUGCAACUUUAGUCAACUCUGCAAUUCUGACAGCGCCGCAUUUGCAUUUGGCGAAGCCGCUGAUGAAUACAACAACAAUGACUACAAUAGGUAAUUCUCAGGAACAUUCGCGGAUGGCCUUGCGGUACGCCAAGGCGCUUGACAGCGACGGCGAUUCACCAAGAUCAGCGUCACCACUCAGCUCUGAGGUGGACGAAGAGGAUUUUUUGAUGAGUCGGAAACACGAGAGAUUAUCCGACUACAUAUCGGAGGGUGCAGCAUCGGCGAGCAGGGAAUCGGAGAACGAGGGUGUCGGUCAGCAGGUCGGCAGAGGGCCUUAUACCCGCCAGAGGAAGGAGAAUCAACGAAAGAUGUCGAUGGAGAACGACAUCAAUAAAGAAAAGGAUCCCCUCCAAGAACACAGCUACUAUCAGUCCAGAAGGGAAUCAGUCAAUAUAGAGCGAUUGAGGCGAGAGACAUUUUCAGAAACUGACGAGGAAAUCGACGUGGUGUCGUACGAGAAGAAGACGACAUACCUCAAUAUCGCGCAGAAGCAACACGAUGCACGCCAGCUGGCCUUGAACUUCACACCGAAACAACUCAGUACAAGUCAGCUGGCCUUAAACUUCCCGCAGAAACAACCCGACGCAAAUGACUUGGCCUUGAGCUUCGCACAGAAGCAAUACAAUGCAAAUCAGUUGGCCGCUAACAAAGUCAAGACGGAUGUGCGCCGACCCCGUGGUAGACCUCCAGGUCCGAACUCUGUAAAACGAAAGAUAGCCGCACAGAUCAACAGCUUGAAUAAGACGUGCGAUUCCUCUCUAAAACGGACCCGUGCUCACCCGUAUCAACGGGAACAAAAACGGCAAAACACGAAGAACUGGAGUCGGGCCGAUGACGAUGAGGCGGACAAGAGGCAUCUACAUAACGACAUGGAGCGCCAGCGUCGAAUAAGCUUGAAGAACUGUUUCGAUACGUUGAAGGCGACAGUGCCAUCGAUAGCGAAGAAAGAGAAAGCAUCAAAGGUAGCUAUCUUGAACGGGGCCUUCGCAGACAUCCAGACGCUACAAACAACAAACGAUAGUCUGACGAAGGAAUUCGCCAAACAACGGAGUCGAAACAUACUACUCAAGCAGCGACUCACAGAACUCAGGCGGGAAGCAGACAAACAGCGUCGUCUGCAACAGCAAUAUUGAAGUAGGAAAAUCCGUUAGCAGUCUCACAGCAGGAACCGGAUCGAUUUCACGUGACGUAAACGACAUCGACGUGUGAAUCGAAAUUGUGUAAUAUAAAAUCCUGCCACAAAAGUGAAAAGGGACGUAAUAAUUUGUACGCCAAAGAUCUUAAAAUUGUGAGAACUGUGGAGCGGGGACACGAUAUUAUUAUUUAAGGGAGUGCAAGUGAUGAUAUAGAGAGAGUGCGUGUGUGACAAAUAAAAAAGAGAGAAUGAAAAAGUGUAUUGUACAAUUUUUUUUUACGUCUAUUCUUAAUUUGUGCGAAUUUUACACAGCUGUUUCGUUGUAUGAACAAAUAAAACAGCAUCGCUAACGACGAAGUGCGCGUAAAUGAAUCGACAUGAAAUUUUUACGGGCACGGAAAUAAUCAGAUGUUGAGAUGAACGUGAUAAAUUAUGCGAAAGUUGAAAAUUCCUUCGAUCUGCUCCAUGAAAAUUCUUCCUUGAUACCGCUUUCAUCGGCUUGAUUAAAAAUAUGCGGUAUCUAGUCUUUAAUAUCGCAUUUCUUUACCGAUUCGCUUCAUGUCAAUCUUCACGCGGAACGUUCGAUCUGCCGCACUUCAGCGAAUCAUUGGCGAAUGCAUUUUAAUUUCCGUCGCGUAGAUAAAGCGAAUCGGUUGAGCGGUCGGAGGGGACCUUAUCACGAUAUUGCUCAACAACCUGACUACCGGUUCCCGACCGGUUCGCCGGUCUUAGGUCUGUUGGUACCGGUUCUAACCACUUUUUAGA